GAGCCAGCUUUGGUGAAGAUCUCCCAGGAGCUGCCGGGCCUUUUAGCACAGCACGUACAGCCAGUCAAUGAGAAACGAUUCCCUACAUGGGAAAAAUUCCUCCAAACAUUUCUUAGUCAAGGUGGUGUGAUAGAAGCCUUCCCACUCGCAGAAAACGUCACCAACCUGACGGUGGAUGUGCUGAUAGAGCCAACAGGCGAGAUAAAAAUAGUGUCAUCUGGAGACCAGCUCCACGCUGACGGUCCUUUGCAGUCAUCUGGCACUACCAUUCCACAGCGUUCUGUCCAUCCAGCGGUUCUUAAUUCACUCUGCUUAAAAAUUGGAGAAACCUGUAAAUCUAAAGGAGUGCUGGGUUAUUUCUCUGUUGAUUUUGUGACUUUCAUCCAUCCGCAAACGAUGGAACAGCAGGUAUGGGCAACAGACCUUGACCUCUGCUACAGCGACCAGCUGGCCUUGACUCAGCUCAUGUUGUACGUGACAGAUGGACAUCUGGAUUGUCGAUCCAGCCACUUUGAAGUAUCUCUGGGUUCAAACAAAAAGAAAAGCCAACGUAUUUGGCACGAGGAGACUAAAACUCCUUCUCCAACAAGCAACCGCUGUGCAGUAGCAAGCAGUCAACUGAGGCACUCCAGCCUUUCAGUGAUCUACUAUAACGUUCUCCUCCAGAUGUGUAAGGAUCGUGGUGUUGGAUUUGACCUCCAGGAAAAACAGGGAACAGUUUUUAUAUUGUACGAAGAUCAGAAGCGAUACAGAUUGGGAAUGAUAACAAUCGGAGAGGAUCUCCAGGGGGUCCUCAUGACCUUUGCUCACAAUCUCUUCAUCAUCCAUCAAGAAAUAUCAGCACCUAAUAUGCAAGGCGAGACCAAUUUUAAGAUGGCAAUUCAAGAUAUUGAAGCAAUUCUAAGAAUUACAGCAGAAAACAAACUGAAAUUGGAAGAGGAGCAACCUUCGAAAGCAGAUGCUCUGAAAGAAUAGUUAACGGAAAAUGUUUAAGUGCCUUAUUCUUUAUGCUUCUGGAAACACUUUCUCAUCUGUAAGAACAGGUUUGGUUUUCCUUCUGCAUUGCCAUGUGAAGUAAUAUUGAGACAGUACAUUUCCAGAGUUUU
Molecule: messenger RNA, 1106 nt
Organism: Pterocles gutturalis (yellow-throated sandgrouse)
Lineage: Eukaryota; Metazoa; Chordata; Aves; Pterocliformes; Pteroclidae
Product: IQ domain-containing protein H-like
Exons: 7
Source: RefSeq, a predicted model, not a curated record